Messenger RNA from Linum tenue, 1544 nucleotides. NCBI's taxonomy places the organism in Eukaryota, Viridiplantae, Streptophyta, Magnoliopsida, Malpighiales, Linaceae. The record is from the annotation of a GenBank genome assembly.
AAUAGAUAAAAUUAAGUAAAGACUUGGUGGACCAAGACCUUUGUUUUUUUGUGACCGAGAGAGAGGGAGAGAGAUAGAAGGGUGAGGGGUGGUUAGAUGGUUGAAUGGGUUGCAGCUGCUCUGCUUAUUUCUGUGGCCUGCUUCAUCGCAGCCACGAGUUAUACGGUUGAGGCGGCGGAGCCGGCGCUGGUCAAAGGGAUGUCGUGGAGCUUCUACACGUCCAGCUGCCCGAAACUGGAAUCCAUCGUCAAGAAACGCCUCCAGCAAGUGUUCAAGAAGGACAUCGGCCAAGCUGCUGGCCUGCUCCGCCUCCACUUCCACGACUGCUUCGUCCAGGGAUGUGACGGAUCGGUGUUGCUGAGUGGAUCCGCUGGCGGGCCCAGCGAGGAGCAAGGCGCCCCACCAAACCUCAGCCUCCGACAGGAAGCCUUCCGCAUCAUCGAAGACCUCCGCGCCCGCGUCCACAAGCAGUGCGGCCGCGUCGUCUCCUGCUCCGACAUCCUCGCCGUCGCCGCCCGCGACUCUGUCGCCCUGUCGGGAGGGCCCAACUACAGAGUCCCCCUCGGCCGCCGCGACGGCCUAACCCUAGCCACACGCGCCGCCACCCUCGACAACCUCCCGCCUCCCACCGCCACAACCGGGCAGCUCCUCACCGCCCUGGCCCCCAAAAACUUCGACCCGACCGACGUCGUGGCGCUCUCCGGCGGCCACACGAUCGGGAUCAGCCACUGCUCGUCCUUCACCCGCCGCCUCUACCCGAGCCAGGACGCCACCAUGGACAAGACCUUCGCCAACAACCUCAAGGCCGCAUGCCCGCAGGCCGCCGCCGUCGACGGCACCGUCAACAUGGACAUCCGCUCGCCCAACCUCUUCGACAACAAGUACUACGUCGACUUGAUGAACCGCCAGGGGCUUUUCACCUCGGACCAGGAUUUGUAUACGGAUUCGAGGACCAGAGGGAUCGUGACCGGUUUUGCAAUUAACCAGUCGCUGUUCUACGAGAAGUUUGCGGUGGCGAUGGUGAAGAUGGGACAGCUCAGCGUGUUGACCGGGUCGCAGGGCGAGAUUCGCGGGAAUUGUUCGAGGAGGAGCACCGGGGUGGAGUCGGUGCUGGAGUCUGCUGUCGAGGAAGCCGUCGAGAUUCUCGCUGGGUUUUGAGGGAUUCCGGUGAUGUGGAGACAAGAUCCCUCGAGUUGAGAUCGUUGGAUUGACUAGUAAUUAGUAAACUUGAUUUCAGCCGUUGGAUUGAUGGCGAUGCUAAUGCGGCUGAGGUCAUGUGUCCCGGCGAUCAGUUAGUGUGACUCGAUCGGCGGUAUUGAGGGGUUGUCACUGUAGUAAUCGGAGUUGGUUUCGAGAUGGUUGAUGGAGCAAUACGAAAAUUAAUAAAUAAACAUAAAACAAUUAGUUGGAAUUCGUAGACACGUACGUAGUUUUUCUGUGUUUUCUGAGUUGAUGUGUUUGGACUUCGGACUUCGGUUUUUCCUCACAGAGAGCGUUGAGCUUGGCUUUGAUAAAUUAUAUUAUGUGCAAGGUCUGAAAAUUAG